This is a messenger RNA of Amorphotheca resinae ATCC 22711, 4335 nucleotides long. RefSeq lists its product as hypothetical. NCBI's taxonomy places the organism in Eukaryota, Fungi, Ascomycota, Leotiomycetes, Helotiales, Amorphothecaceae. The transcript has 5 exons. The record is from RefSeq and is a predicted model, not a curated record. Bases 151 to 4200 code for a protein of 1349 amino acids.
CACCCAACAGCUACGACAAAAUUAACGACCUUACCUUCUAUCCAGCUGUGGACGAGCGCACGACAUGAUUUCAUAACCCCGACUUCGAAGCAACCCACCGACUUGCGACACGCGUCAUAGGUCGACGCGCACUGUUUUGAUCCAUCAACGAUGGCGCCUAUCCGAGCAAACCCGCGAUUGCAAGUCGGAUCAGCAUCAUGGAUAUCAGAAGAGCGGUCUUCUGCCUUGCAGAUAGUGGAAUCAGAAGCAGAGGAGUUUACCUUCUCAGCACGAAAUGAGGUGGACUGGCUGAAUGAACAUAUGGCUGAGAUAUUUAGUGAAAAUCAAGUGAACGUGGCAGAAAUAUUCAAGACACCUGGGAAAUUACGAGGGAAGACUCCAAGAACAGCACGGAAGGUCAAUCCAUUGGAAGUACGCGCGCCUCUAUCAGAAGUAUUUUCAGCGACACCGAGAGCUGGACCCAGUCCAUUUCGACAAAACCACUUUGAGAAGCCCACACCAACAUUCCGAGUGGCCGAAGAUGGACCAGGACCAUCAGAACCGGAGCCCGAGCGAACAAAAUUGGAUAUUGAGGAUCCCUUCGCAACGAAACCACCAGUGAACUAUUUAGCGGACUCUGGGUACUUUGGAAGUCAAAGGAAUGACGCGACCCAAGACAGCCGAGAAAUCCAAGUGCCUCAAUCCGAUGCGCUUACAGAUGUCCAUACUUCACCGAAAGCAUCAUCACCCAAGUCUGGUCUAACGGAGCCACCCGUCGUCGAAGAUGCUACAGUUCAAGCCCGCGAUUCAGGUGAGGGACAAACAACAGAGGCCUCAUUUCAAUCCGCGAAAGAAGAGCAAACCAGGAACUUGGCGGAAGAUGUAGCGGUUGUGGAGGAAUCCCCAAAACGAAGUCCAGAGCCGAAGAAAACUACGUCUCCCAUCCCUGAGUCGCCAGUACAAGACCAAACCGAGGAACUUCCAUCUCCUCAGAAACAGUCACCUCACAAGCCCGAAGCAGUAGUCAAAUCUCCAAUCAAGACUGCACAGCCCGAGGAGGUAGCUCCAGUAGCGGAGGACGAGCAUAUAGAUGAUGUUCAGUCUCAAUCUGAUGGUUCAAGUCCAAUUCGGCCUAUCGUUCGGAAGAGUAGCUUAAACUUUGCUUCAUUGCCUGCAAGAGAACCGAUCACUACGAAGAAAAGCAUUGGAAACCGCUUAUCACGCACAGGUCAAUUGGAACAGUCGAGAACUAGCUAUUACGGGAGGGCUACCGGUGGGAAGAGCCUUGGAAGUGUGAGACAAGAGAAUCAACGCGACCUGGAUCAUGAUGAGAUGGACAUCGAGGAGCCUGGCCAGGAGGAUACAGAUGGCGAAUCUAAAAUGUCGCGUCUUCAUAAUAAGACGUCUACCCAACGACUGCAAGACCAAAUCAGCAUGCUUGGAAAAUCCCAGCCGAACGCUCGACCGGCUUCUAAGUCAAUCGCGAACAGUGGGGCGGUUCCUUUGCAGGCAACUCAAGUGAACCACGCUUCAACUGUCCAAGAGGCUCCUCAACACAGGUCUCCCCAACACAAAUCUCCAUUCAUCGCCCCUGGAGCCUUUCCGGACGACGAAGAGGAUAGUUGGAUUGGUCCUCCUACAGCUGCACCAGCCGAACAUUCAACUUUCAGUCCGCGAUUACAGAUAUCGAAAAGUCACUCUACCGAUGUGAUGGAAGGUAUUCAUGGGACAGGGAGCAUUGGAGACCCACAAUUCAGUGUCCCCAAAAGAGAUGACGACAGACAGAGAUCUCCUCUUCGCGAGGUGGCUGUUCCCGAGAGAACGAGUCCCCUGGGUCACAUGAAGUCGGCGUCGACAUCGGUGCUCCGCUCUCCCCCCAAAGAAGUAGAAUCGUCAGAAAAUCAGAAAUCGAUUUCUGUGUCUAACCCAAAUCCUUCGACCGGAUCGGCUGAUGCAACAACACCUCCAAAAUCCCCGUCAAGAAUUCCCCGAGGCAGUCCAUUGAAGGCUGCAAAGGAUAAAUUCUCAUCAAUUCUCAAGACGUCAAGGGGGUUAUUUGCCAGUAGUGCGGUCGUCAGUGCAGAGGCUAAAACAGCAACUAUGUCACCGGCUACAAGUCAGAUCGGCAUGAGUUCACAGCCAUCUUUCGAGGAAGUGCUUCGGAAUACGCAAGCCUAUCAGAUGCAGAAUAGCCCUAAUAAGAGUCAAGAUUCUCAACCCGUACCAAAUAGUCCUGGAAAGCCUAGUACACGAAGGACUCGGGCCUCAACAGAGCGAGAGGAACGACGAAAAGAAGAGGAGGCAAUAGAAGCCCGGGAGGCUAAGGAAGCGAAGGAGGCGCAGAAAAUGGCAGAUCAGUUAGAGAAAGCUCGCCAGAAGGUGCAAGAGGAGGCAAGAGUGUAUCAUCUUGAGCAGGAAAGGGUUGCAGUCAUGCAUAAAGAGGUUAUUGCUCGCAAGGAGCAAGAAAAGAUUGCCAAAGCAAGCGAGGUGAAUGUGCCCAAGGCGGCACGGGGCAGCCCCCGCAAGACGAAAGCUCAGUUGGAGGCAGAAGGAAUUGCUGCCGCUGCUGCUAGUACAGACGAGCUGUCAAAUAAAGACAUUGAGAUGCCGGAGGUCGCCGCCAUACCUCCGCCUGCUCCUAAAGCGAGAUCCCAAAUUGGAAGACCUCCUGCAAAACGUCCCCUGAGACCAGCAAAGGAGCCACUCACGAAAGCGAAACCUCCAACGGUCAUUCGAGUCGAUACUGGGUCCCAACGUGGUCAUCAAUAUCAUCCAUCCAACUCCACUCUUGCUGCUACUCUUCAGGAAUCGCUUGGUGCUCCUACAGCGGGGUCUACCCAAGGUUUGAGAAGCAAAGUCAGCACCAGUUCAGUGCAGAGUAAGGCUUCAAAUAGCAGCUUCAGAUCUGCAGCAACGAAGGCAUUAGAGGCUGCGGCGAGAAAGAAGGAGCAGGAUGAACUUGCCGCUCAGCGAAAACGAGAGGCUAAGCAAGAAGUUGAGCGACAACGGGCUGCUAAUAAGGAGGAAGAACGACGCAAAGAAGAGCAGGCACGCCGUCAAGAAGCAGAACGUCAGCGCGCAGUGCAACGGGAGAGAGAACACGCUGUUAGUUUGGCUGAUGCAAAGAAGAGUGCGUCCCGGCAAGCUAUGGAAAAGAGGAAAUUGGAGAUGGAGAAGGCGAAACAGACGGGGGCCCCGCCUCCUGCUAUACGCCCGCAACCUAAUGGCGACCUUACUCUCUCCAUGCUUCAAGAUAAGUCAUUACCUCAUGCUCCGCAGCAGCGCAACGACAUGAGCCACGCAAGGCUACCUCGUACAAAUUCCACUGUUCAUCGACCACAAGAUGAUCCUAACAGGCCUGUCAACUCGGUCCUGCACAAUACCGCGAAAGUUCCCCCGAAACGGCCUUUACCGCAAGACGCUGGAGAUGAGCACCAUUCUCGUCCCACGACUCAGCGUAACCCGCCAUCCUAUCACAACGAUAGCCACCACUCUAAGCGCCGUAAGACCAGUGAGGAUUUCGAGGGUGACGACGAUACGACUGAGCCCCAGCCGAAGAUGAAGGCACCUCCUAUUCGUCAAUCUAGCAGUCGUCAAAAGGAUGUGCCAACCAAGUCAAUCUUUUCUAGCGGGUACGCCAAUGCGCCGCCCCCCGCCAACCUUCAAAGAAGCACUCUCAUAGCCCAGCACAACCAAUCAAAGCCGGCCCAUCCAAUGGAUAUGGCUCAAAUAUCGAAGGCGCCCAUCCCAUUUGCUACGAGCUCAAACCAGGGCAACACUCAACAUAAGACCCCAGCGCGACCCGGUCAACCUCCCCAUGGAGGAAAAUCAACCGCAAAAUCGGCUGCCAAAUCCUCCCCACGAUACCAGAAUGGGGAGAAUAUCGAGCUUCCGGAAAUCAAUACCGACUCGGAAGAUGAAGACUCUGAUGCUGCAGAUGAGUUUGUUGCUAUGGGUUGGACCAACUCUCCAGAUCUGCGGAAGCAACUCGCUAAGCAAGAGACCAUUGAUCCAACUGAGAUCUUUGGGCGGCCCGGGCCGUUGAAUAUGGAAGAAGUCUUUAGCAAGAGCAAGGAUAGAUGGCACAAGUUCCGGGCACGGACAUCAAGUGCCAAUUGGAGUGGACAGGACCGUCUCACUGAAGACGAGAUCCGAAAGGAUCUGGAAGCAAGAGAGCGUGUGCGGAGGCAAGGCGGGUGGACAUAUGACUCUAUGGUUUAAUCACUGUUAUAAAUUGUCUGGUGUUGUAUAGGCAGGGUCCGGAUGGUCUUGUAGGUAGACUGACGAUGGCCGUUUGUUAUUACUGGUGUUUGGUGGCGUCUUCAUGGGGCGAGCAUAGAGAGAAGAAAAAGGACU